GGGACCAAAAACGCUCCCAGUUAGCAUCAUAUGUCCCGCGAUAACCCGCCCCUUGUUCUCGCUUUCAAGAGAUUUGACUUGACAGAUUGAUAGCCCAGGAAUAAUUGCAUCACUCGAGCAGCACCAGGAAUCAUGUCGUCAGGGCGCAAAGUCAAGCUGAACAGUGGCCAUGAGAUGCCCCUCAUCGGGCUUGGCACUUGGCAAUCCAAACCAAAUGAGGUCACGAAAGCUGUCGAACACGCGCUCCGCCAUGGAUACCGGCACAUUGAUGCCGCGGCGUGUUAUGGCAACGAGUUCGAGGUGGGCGAGGGAAUCCGCGCGUCCGGGGUGCCUCGCUCCGACAUCUUCAUCACCUCGAAGCUGUGGAACACCUUUCACCGGCCCGAGGACGUCGAGGACGCGCUGAACCAAACCCUAAAUGAUCUCGGCACCGACUACCUAGACCUGUACCUUAUCCACUGGCCCGUGUCGUUCAAGAGGCCAGCCAACCCGCGGGAGCUCUUCCCCUUGAAAGAGAAUGGUGAGGCCGACGUCAUCGACGUGCCAGACUCGGAAACAUGGGCCGUGAUGGAGCAACUCGUGGAGAAAGGCAAGAUCCGAGCCAUUGGCGUCAGCAACUUCACGCGGCAGCGGAUCGAGAGGCUGUUGGAGACUGCCAAGAUCAAGCCGGCCGUGAACCAGAUCGAAGCACACCCAUAUCUGCAGCAGCCGGAACUGCUGAAGUGGUCCAAGGAACAGGGAAUCGUCGUGCAGGCCUACAGUCCGUCGGGCAACAACAUAUACGACAAGCCCAAGCCGAUUGACGACCCGAUGGUGAUUGAAGUGGCAAAGCAGGUGGGCCGGCAGCCGGCACAGGUGCUGAUUCAGUGGGCAGCACAGCGCGGAACCGUGGUGCUGCCCAAGUCGGUCACGCCGUCGCGAAUCGAGGAGAACUUUGUCGACUUUGAACUGCCGGCCGACGCAAUGGCCAAGAUCGACUCGCUGGAGAGGCACGCGCGCUACAACUUCCCGGCCAGGCUGGGUGUCAACAUAUUUGAGGAGGCCGAUGAGAAGACGCUCAAGGACGCCGUCGAGGCGUUUGCGAAGCAAAACCUGGCCCAGAAGGCGAGCGCGUGAUUGGGCAGCAUAGUAGUACACAAGACCUAGGUGAUCAGGGCAAUAGAUUUCUGCUGGGA
Molecule: messenger RNA, 1175 nt
Organism: Gaeumannomyces tritici R3-111a-1
Lineage: Eukaryota; Fungi; Ascomycota; Sordariomycetes; Magnaporthales; Magnaporthaceae
Exons: 3
Coding region: 133-1116 (327 amino acids)
Cellular component (GO): cytosol
Molecular function (GO): aldose reductase (NADPH) activity
Source: RefSeq, a predicted model, not a curated record